AUGCAAAAGUGGUUCAGCACGCGCGAAGAGACAGAGGCCUUCCAGGCAGAGGUGCAGAAUAUUGAACAAUGGUGGCAGACGGAUCGUCAGCAGCACAUCCAACGGUACGUGUCCGCCUCAGCAGACGUUGACGCUUCGGACGUUGACAUUGUCCAGCCCAUAUUCCGCCAAGUCCAUCGCUGCCCUCCGCAAUCUCGCUUUCCAGAUCGAGUACCCUUCGAGCGCUCAAGGCCGUAAGCUGUGGAAGAUUCUCAAUGAGCACAACGAGAAUGGGACGUAUGAGCUCACCUUCGGCACUACCGAGCCACUGAUUGCAAAGGAGAUGGCCAAGCAUUGUGAGGAUAUCGGAGAGGCCACAUACCGGGCUACGGUGCUCACUGUCGCAUAGUGCAGACGAUCUACGUUUCUGGCGCCCUCUGUGGACUGUCUCAAGCCGCCUGGCCGGGUGCAGAUCACGCCGACUACCCGGCCGAUCUCGUUCCAAGCGUGGUCAAGCGCAUCUUCAACACUCAGCUAUGGCACGAUCAACGCCAGACUCAAAUGCGUCUUCGUUACUCUGAAGCUGAUCGCAAAGAUCUGGAAUGUAUUGAUUACAUGCUCCCAAUCAUCGCCGAUGCGGAUAUGGGCUUCGGUACUCUUACCGGCUGCAUGAAGAUGGUCCGCUCCUUUGUCGACGCGGGAGUUGCAAUGAUCCACAUCGACGAUCUAGCACUUGGCCUCAAGAAGUUCACCACCGGGGAGGGCCGCACCAUUGUUCCUACCUCGGAGUAUCUGAACCGUUUGACCACAGUCCGGAUGACUUUUGAUAUUCUCGGUGUUGACACCAUGCUGCUCUGCCGCUGCGACAGCGAUCAUGCUGAAUUCAUUACCAGCGUUGUCGACCCAAGAGAUCAUCCAUUCGUUCUCGGCGCCACGAACGAAGUCGAGUCUUUCAAUGAGGCUCUGGAGGCCGGCAAGGCUGGAGGCAAAGACUACCUUACCGUCAAGGGCGAGUGGAAGGCCAAGGCUGGCUUGAUGACUUUCGACCAAGCAGUCAAGGCCGCUGCGAGUGGCGAGCAAUACUCCAAGUACGAGAGCGAGGUUGCUGGCAAGAUUGUCCCCCUGCAGAAGCGUAGAACAAUCGCUAAGCAGUGUCUUGGCAAAGACGUGACCUUUGAUUGGGAGCUUCCAAGACUACCAAUGGGACAAUACAUGUGGCAAUGGACCAAUAAGCAGGUUAUCGACCGAGCGAUUCUAGCUGCGCCUUUGGGUGACGUUACGUGGAGUCGUCAAGGUGCGCACGGUCAUUCUGAAGCUCAUCGAGUGUUCUAGAGCUGACAUCAAUGCAGAUAAACCCAGUACGUUGAUUACCGAAAGGCUAUUGUCUUUCCGUCAAUUCUAGCAAAGGCCAAAGUCACAGCACGGAACAUCGCAAAAUCAGCGGUAGCAGCUGUUGAGAUGACCUUGCGCUGUAAAAUGAUGCUUCAAGGGAGUGCAACUGACCAUUCCGCACAGACAAGCAAGACAUGCACGAUUUCCACACCGAAGUCCGAAACGUCUUCCCCAACCGCCUCUUCGCCUUCGGAUACACCGGCUCCUACGACUUCAUCAAAGCCGGUUACACACAAGAAGAAUUUGAAAGCUUCCCUCAAGAUAUUGCAAAAAUGGGUUGCGUUUGGCAAGUACGUCCAUUGCUUCCUGUAUCACUCAAGAUAUCAUUUUAUCUGAUUUCAUUUCCAGUUUCAACCAAUCUGGGCGACCCAAGGUCUUAGCUUACACGCCAAACAAUUCGCCGAGAAGUUCAAAAAGGAGGGUAUAGCAGGUUAUAUGCGCGAUGUCGCGAAGCCCGCGAUUGAGUGCAUGGCUACAGAUAAGUCUGGCAGACCUACUGCCAGAGGCGACUUCCUGGCAGAUGCGUUCUUUGAUGUCGUUGCUGGGCUGGAGAUCACUGAUGUUGUGAAGUAG
This is a messenger RNA of Lecanosticta acicola, 1944 nucleotides long. NCBI's taxonomy places the organism in Eukaryota, Fungi, Ascomycota, Dothideomycetes, Mycosphaerellales, Mycosphaerellaceae. The record is from the annotation of a GenBank genome assembly.